ACUAAUACCACAACUAGUCGCUACUUCCUCAAAGCAGUUAAGCAGCUACCACAGAGAACCAUACAUCUCGAGUGAAGUAUUUUAUUCCACCCACAUACCAUCUGAGACGCACUAAUACGCUUUACUUGGAAGUCGCUCGCUCAUUGAAAUUUGCUGAUUAAGAAGCAUGGCACGACUUUUGCUCCUAGCGUCGCUAGCAGUUCUCCUAGUGUCCGCCUCAGCAGAAACCGUCACCACAGGCCCCAGCAAUCCCGCGGUCUCCCUAGAGAAGGCCCUAGGAUCCAAUGGUGUGGCGUCGGAGGUGCCCAGCGGCAUUGAGAAGGCGGCGGCGGCGGGCAACCUGGACAAGUUCGAGGGGACGACCGUGGUGAGCCCGAGCACGGACUCGAUGCUGAUGGUGGACGUGAAGAAGGCCGGGUGGAACGCGAUGAAGUGCCACAAGGACCUCGGCGCGCCCGGGCAAGGCGCGUGCACGCCCGCCAACUGCAGCAAGGGCGGCAUCCCCGCCAAGUGGAAGACGUCCAACCUGCUCAAGAACAAGCUCGGCGUGGAGGUGUAUGUGAAGGGGAAUCCGCUCACGCUCAAGAAGGCGUCGCCCCAGACGUGCUGCAACACGUGCGCGUCGUUCAAGAGCUGCACGUACUGGCAGUACAUCCCCGACAUCACCAUCGACGGCAAGAAGUCCGACGGCGCGUGCUACCUUGUACACGACGACAUCGACUACACGUGCGGCGAGCUCACCGCGCAGUACGCGACGGAGACGAAACCCGUGCACCUGCAGGUGCGCACGGGCGGCGAGUGCAACCCGCGCGCGAAUGUCGUCAACGACCCGCAUCUGGUCGGCGCGUUCGGCACCCACUUCGACUUCAACGGGCGCCCCGACAAGGCGUUCUGCCUUCUCACCGACAAGGAUCUCCACGUGAACAUGCUGCUCCGCGGGUACUACUCCGACGACACCGACAACGCGGCGCUGGUGGUGGACGGCAAGGCCGUGCACACGUGGAUCAAGGAGCUCGGCCUCGUGUGGUUCGCCAAGGGCGCCGACCACAAGCUGCGCCUGGCAGCCCGCGGCGGCAAGCAGCAGGAGCGCGGCGACGGGUUCAUGAAGACGAUCGAGAUCGACGGCGAGGAGAUCCCCAGGAUGAGCGUCGGCGACGAGGUGACAUCCGAGGGCGGGCUCACCCUGCGGUUCGCUGCGCUCGAGAAGGAGGGUCCGUAUGAUGUGGACUACUAUACCCUCAGCAUCGAGGGGCUGGUGGCUCUCGACCUGAGGCUGCGCGUGGCGAACCCGAAGCUGCAGACGCCCAACGACGCGGAGGCGCACAUCAACGUGGGCAUUGUGGAGCUGGAGCACACCGACGACGUGCACGGCGUGCUCGGCCAAACCUACCGCCCAGACCACGCGGCGCGCGCCGCCAACUUCCAGAAGCUGAUCGCGAACCUGCACCGUCCGAUCUCGUCCGACAGCGAGGAGGGCGUUGGGUUCCUCGACGGCACUCCCCGGUCGUACGAGUCGAGCUCCGUGCUGGCCGUGGACUGCGCGCACACCGAGUACCACCGCGCCAAGCAGCUGAGCCCCGUCGAGGAGUUCCCUAUGGAGCCCCUCAAUUAGACGCGCUUCACGGACGUGCUUGUAGCGAGUAUGGUGUAAUUUGGUGGGUUCCCUUGGUGGGCUGAUUUGUGCACGCGCUAUAGCGUGCAUCUGUAUUGUAUACAGGCCUAGAAUAAGGCCUAUUCUUUUGUUGUAGCUGGGCUCCUGCCCGUGGUCUAUCUUGAAAUUGCCAUCUGUUCCAAUCCUGCUGAGGAUCUCCUAAAAUUCUAUCACCAGAAUCAACUGUUUACAAGCAA
Messenger RNA from Closterium sp. NIES-67, 1848 nucleotides. Lineage: Eukaryota; Viridiplantae; Streptophyta; Zygnematophyceae; Desmidiales; Closteriaceae. The record is from the annotation of a GenBank genome assembly.